AUGUCCAUACCCUUCUAUUUUAUCGUUUCAAAGAAGAUCCCAUCCUCGGAUCCACAGUCACCAGAGCACUGCUUACAGCUUCCACCCUCCAUCGAGCUUGGUGCCGUCAUUGUUGACGAGACCGGAAAGCGAUUUGCUCAGCCAAGCAUAUCAUAUGCAUUGAGAGCUAAAGUUUGCUUCGCUGCCAGGACUGACGAUGAGACAAUGCCACCGGUCGAGUCCUCCUUACCACUCAUUCUACGGCCGCGAACAAAAGAAUUUCCGCCUACCGAUACUAUCGACUUCCCCACAGAGUUUAAGUUACAGGUAUCAAAAUCUGUUCGACGGUCAUUGUUUGCUCGAAACCUUGGGACUCUGACCGUGUCUAUACAAGAGCCACGGCCACUCAUCUACGAUGCUUCUUCUAUGGGUAGCCUAACGGAGUGUCAUGUGGGACUUGAGCUUUUGGCCCUCGAUUCGGGAGACGUUCACCAAGCCUUACAGGCAAUGGAGAUUUCGAUACAUUCGUGGGUCCGGGUCAAGACGUUCUAUUCCGUCAAGUCGUUCUCUCAGCUUCCAAGUCAAACCCUCCUGAGUUCCGAUGGAAAGACACGACUGCGAGACGAUUUUCUCAAACUCGAGACACGGAAUCUUCCUCACGUUUCGUGGAGUUACCAGUAUCACUCGGUGGAAUCUGGUGGUGACGACGCUAAUAACGGGUCGACCACGCAACCCGAUAGUGGCUCAAGUUCCUGUUCUGGACCUGCCAGUCCUUCUCAAGCACCCAGCGGAAGAUGGACAGCCAGAUUUACGCAUCCAAUCCGCGUCCAAAGCAGGGUUCUACCGACAUUUUGCAGUGCUAUUGUUGCACGCCUAUACACCGUCAUUGUCCGCCUAAAGGUUUCCGGGAUCAGGAGAGAGUCGUUCAAUUUAGAAAUCCCUCUUCAAGUAGUCCACGCGUCCUCCAACGAUGCUUCGGACGAGGAAUAUCCUUUCAUCAGACCCCUUGAAGAAGACAGAACGUCAAUGGAUUUCCGGAGAGCGUCGACAACCUCUUGGUUUAGCGAUGAGUCCCUCGCAAGUAGCACCCUCUUCCGAAAUUUCAUCCCAUUAAUCCUUCUCAGGAUCGCGUCGAUCAGCCUCCUCACUAUCACCCAUAAACAGCGUUGUGCAGAUGCGACUCUUGCCAAGACGACUCUUUAUAGAGAGUCGACUCUUUGCUCCCAGCCCUGGUGGCCGCCAGGAGUCCACAAUGGCGUAUGA
Molecule: messenger RNA, 1242 nt
Organism: Exophiala oligosperma
Lineage: Eukaryota; Fungi; Ascomycota; Eurotiomycetes; Chaetothyriales; Herpotrichiellaceae
Exons: 1
Coding region: 1-1242 (413 amino acids)
Source: RefSeq, a predicted model, not a curated record